CUUACACACUCCCUCUCUCUCUCUCUCUCUCUCAUCAGGAUAUAUACAGAUAUAUAUAAACAAAAUAUGCAGACGCCACCGCGACGUCCGCCGCCAACAAUGCCUUCAUCCUCAUCCUCAACCGCCGCCGCCGAAGUCGACGCCAAAAUCUGGCGAGCAGUCGCCGGCGCCGCCGUGCGCGUUCCCUCCGUCAAUUCCUACGUCUACUACUUCCCCCAGGGGCACCUGGAGCAGUGCUCCGCCGCUGCAGCCGUCACUAAUCGCAAUUUUACCCUAAUGCGGCCGUGGUUUCCCUGCCAAAUACUCUCCGUUCGAUUCCUCUCUGAUCCUGCCUCCGAUCAGGUGUAUGCCAAGAUCCUCCUCCAGCCGCUGCAGCCGCUCGGUCCACGGCCGAGUAACGCCGCCGGCGGAGGCGCUGGAGACGACGACGACGUCGUCUCGUUCGCGAAGAUCUUGACGCGGUCGGACGCGAACAACGGCGGUGGAUUCUCGGUGCCUAGGUUUUGCGCGGACAUGAUCCUGCCGCAGCUCAACUUCGCGGCGGAUCCGCCGGUGCAGAACCUGGUGCUGAGAGACACGCACGGCCAUGCAUGGGAGUUUCGGCACAUCUACCGCGGCACGCCGCGGCGGCACCUGCUGACGACGGGGUGGAGCAAGUUCGUCAACGCGAAGCGCCUGGUCGCCGGCGACGCCGUCGUGUUCAUGAAGAAGAGGUCGACGGGCGAGCUGUUCGUCGGGAUACGGCGCGCGGAGAGAAUAGGCGGCGACGCCGCGGCGGAGGAGGCCGAGGCGGUGGCGGCGAUCGAGAGCGCGGUGAGGGGUAUGCCGUUCGAGGCGGUGUACUACCCGAAGGCCGGGUCCUUCGACUUCGUGGUGAUGGCGGAGAAGGUGAAGGACUCGCUGCGGAUGCGGUGGAGCGCCGGAAUGAAGGUGCGGAUGGCGGUAGAGACCGACGACGCGUCGCGGCUGACGUGGAUUCAAGGCAUUAUAACCGCCGCGUCGACGCCGGCCGGGAUCUGGUGCGGCUCCCCCUGGCGCAUGCUGCAGGUGGAUUGGGACGACGCCGAAGGUUCGCAACAUGUGAACAAAGUAAGCCCAUGGCAAGUCGAAUACGUCCAAAUGUCUCCACUAAUCGACCACGACUUCCCUCCGACCAAGAGGUACAGAUUCCUGCAAGAUUCCGGCAUGAUCUCCUUCGAAGAAAAGAGGCCCUACCCCUUCUCUCCGGCGAAUAUCUUCAACUUCUCUCAUUAUCAACCUGCCGGCAUGCAGGGAGCCAGGCGAGAUCACACGGCCAACCAACUCCAACCGGCUCUCCACGCCCUCCAGCCGGUGUUGGUCCACAAUCUCCAACCGCUGAUCAACAAUCCCCAACCGGCAAUCAACAACGACGCCGAUCAAGAACUCAUCUCUGUUUCCACGCUGCUCAGCAUUGGGAGCUCCUACUCCUGCUCCGACAUCGUGUCGCCGGUCAGCCCGGGCAGCGAGCAGUCCCCGCUCGGGCAGCGACCCGCCUCCUUCCAGCUGUUCGGGACGACCAUCCAAACGUCCGGGGCCGGCGGAGACUGCGACUGCGGUGGAGAGGGAUGCGACCGUUGCAUAUAGAGAUUGAUUAAGUUGUAAAGUUGUAAUGAGAGAGAUAGAGUGAGAGGGAGAGAGAGAGAGUCCAAUUUUAGACAUUCGUUUAGAAUUGUGAUUUGAUCUCACUUUGAGAAGUAUGGUGGAAUUAUGACCAGUUUGGUUUAUGUUUUAAUGUUUUUGAAAUAGAAAAAUAAAAUUUGUAAGCUGUUAAUUAUGUAACCUUGA
This is a messenger RNA of Salvia miltiorrhiza (redroot sage), 1806 nucleotides long. Its product is annotated as auxin response factor 17. The transcript is spliced from 2 exons. Bases 67 to 1605 code for a protein of 512 amino acids. The record is from RefSeq and is a predicted model, not a curated record. Gene Ontology annotation, molecular function: DNA binding. Lineage: Eukaryota; Viridiplantae; Streptophyta; Magnoliopsida; Lamiales; Lamiaceae. Gene Ontology annotation, cellular component: nucleus. Gene Ontology annotation, biological process: response to hormone; regulation of DNA-templated transcription.